AAAGACCCAAAGUCUCUGAAGAAUGAAUGAAAUUCAGGCUGCCUGUUGGAAUAAUACACCUGACUUGUUUAACAAAUCUUGGAGUGGAGGUCAUUACUAUCAGGUGAUCAGUGCAGCAGAAACAAUUAUCCUUCCUUCUCUAAUUGGGAUUAUCUGUUCUACUGGUUUAAUUGGAAAUAUCCUCAUUGUGAUCACUAUAAUAAGAACUAAAAAGAAAUCGAUUCCAGAUAUCUAUAUCUGCAAUCUGGCUAUAGCAGAUUUGGUUCAUAUCAUUGGUAUGCCCUUUCUUAUUCAUCAAUGGGCUCGUGGAGGAGAGUGGGUGUUUGGCAGCCCUCUGUGUACCAUCAUUACAUCAUUGGAUACAUGCAACCAAUUUGCAUGCAGCGCUAUUAUGACGGUAAUGAGUUUGGACAGAUACUUGGCUCUUGUCCAACCAUUUCGCCUCACCCGCCUGAGAACAAUAUCUAAGACCAUUCGAGUCAAUUUAUGCCUAUGGAUAGCUUCUCUUAUUCUGGUAUUUCCUGCAUGGGUCUACACAAAAGUAAUCAAAUUCAAAGAUGGUUUGGAAAGUUGUGCUUUUGAUUUAACAUCACCUGACCACGUACUUUGGUACACACUUUAUCUGACUAUAACAACUUUCUUUUUUCCUUUACCACUGAUAUUCGUUUGCUACAUUCUAAUUUUGUGUUACACAUGGGAUAUGUAUCAGCAAAACAAGAAAGCAGGAUGUUACAACACCGGUAUCCCAAGACAAAGAGUCAUGAGACUAACCAAGAUGGUGCUUGUGCUGGUUGGCGUGUUCGUAGUAAGUGCUGCCCCAUACCAUGUGAUACAGCUUGUGAAUCUGCGCAUCUCUCAGCCAACACUGGCAUUCUAUAUGAGCUAUUACUCUGCAAUCUGCCUCAGCUAUGCCAGCAGCAGUAUUAACCCUUUCCUUUACAUACUGCUUAGUGGGAACUUCCAGAAACGUCUGUCUGAGUCCACAAGCAUCAAAGUCAAGAUGACAGAACGGGAAGUAAAUAAUAUUGAAAACACAAUGAAGUCAAGCUUUUAGAAGAUUAUAUUUCUUGGAGAGUAAUGUCUUACCUAUGUGUUUGUUCCAGUGGUUAAAGUAGAGUUGGCCUGAUUCCCUUCUCAUUUACAUUGAUGUAAUUCAGUAUGUUACACCAGCUGCACCAGUGUGAAGCUAGUGCAAGAGGGAAAUCAGAUUUAUCAUUUGGAUGAUUAGAGAAUGUGCAGAAAGACUUUGUUCAAAAGUAUUUUUGUCAUUGUAUAGUUGUCUUCUAAUUAUGAAUAGAACAUGGGCCAAAAGGCCAAAAUGGAUUGUUAAAAAUAUGCAGUUCACAGGAUAGAAGGUCUCUGCCUGAUAAGUUCACAUAUUCAUUCAAUAUCCAUCAUUGUAUGCAAGGUAACGGAAACAAGGAGUCAGUGAAAAAAAUAACAAGCAAAAAAAAUCAACUACCUGUGAGCCAGAAGUUAGCAGCCAUCAAUACAUGCAGCAUACAUACAGCAGUCUGCUUUGGUGCUCACUCUCACUGUUAUAAGAGUCUACAAGAUGGAAGAGACAAAGAAGGAAAGGAACUUCUUGGAGG
Molecule: messenger RNA, 1592 nt
Organism: Gavialis gangeticus (Gharial)
Lineage: Eukaryota; Metazoa; Chordata; Crocodylia; Gavialidae
Gene: MCHR2
Product: melanin concentrating hormone receptor 2
Exons: 5
Coding region: 23-1054 (343 amino acids)
Biological process (GO): neuropeptide signaling pathway
Cellular component (GO): membrane; neuron projection
Molecular function (GO): G protein-coupled receptor activity; neuropeptide binding
Source: RefSeq, a predicted model, not a curated record